UGCGCGCCGCCCCCGUUCUGGGGGCCUUGGAAGCGCCGGCGCUGGCAGGUGCGGAGCUGGGGCGUGCAGUGAGUCCCGGUCCGGACGGCCGCCCCGCGCCGUGCCCAGGGGGCAGUCAGGGCUCAGCCUCCAGGCGCGCGGCCUCAGGCGCCGGUGUUCCGGGGCGGUCCCUGCCAGCCUGAGGGGCGGCGGUAGCUGUCUCUGUGGAGGAGCGACGUCUGUAACGAGGUCUUUUUAACAAAAUUUGCUGCUUUAAAGCAGAAACCGAGCGGGUGAGGACGUAAAGUGUGGCAUAGAAAGUAGGAUUUUCUUCUGUUGAAUCUUGUUAUGCUGGAGUUUGAGACUACCGAGUUCUUCCUGCUAACAACAGGACGGGCCAGUUCUACAAAGUUGUUGCUUUUUAUGGGCGCAUGUAACUGCCCGGAGUGGAAGCGCUAAAUAAAUCAGAAUGAGUUAUGCAGAAAAACCCGAUGAAAUCACGAAAGAUGAGUGGAUGGAAAAACUCAAUAACUUGCACGUCCAGAGAGCAGACAUGAACCGCCUCAUCAUGAACUACCUGGUCACAGAGGGCUUUAAGGAAGCAGCGGAGAAGUUCCGAAUGGAAUCUGGGAUUGAACCUAGUGUGGAUCUGGAAACACUUGAUGAACGAAUCAAGAUCCGGGAGAUGAUACUGAAAGGUCAGAUUCAGGAGGCCAUCGCCUUGAUCAACAGCCUCCACCCAGAGCUCUUGGACACAAACCGAUAUCUUUACUUCCAUUUGCAGCAACAGCAUUUGAUCGAGCUGAUCCGCCAGCGGGAGACAGAGGCAGCACUGGAGUUUGCGCAGACUCAGCUGGCGGAGCAGGGCGAGGAGAGUCGAGAGUGCCUCACAGAGAUGGAGCGUACCCUGGCGCUGCUGGCCUUUGACAGUCCCGAGGAGUCACCCUUCGGAGACCUCCUCCACACCAUGCAGAGGCAGAAGGUGUGGAGUGAAGUUAACCAAGCUGUCCUAGAUUAUGAAAAUCGCGAGUCAACACCCAAACUGGCAAAAUUACUGAAACUACUACUUUGGGCUCAGAAUGAGCUGGACCAGAAGAAAGUAAAAUAUCCCAAAAUGACAGACCUCAGCAAGGGCGUGAUCGAGGAGCCCAAGUAACGCCUGCGCUUGUGUGGUGGACCCAGCACCACCCCUGCGUCGUGGGACUUGCCUCAGAUCAGCCUGCGACUGCAAGAUUCUCACUGCAGUAGAGAACUCUUUUUCUCCCUUGUACUUUUUUUUGACCUGGCAUCUUUUUUAUAGGGAAAAAUGGCCUUUGUAGGCAGUGGAAAACUUGCAAGGAAAGCUGCCGUCUCUUUGGCAGUCUGAUGCAGAGCCUGCACUCUGGCACUCGCUGAAGAAUCUGGAAGGCUGUGGUUUGCUCUUCCAGCGUUCCGGGGGCCUAUGACUGCUGAAGGAUUUGGUGGGCCACGGAGGGCUGUGCUGUUAGGCUGCAUCCCACUCAAAAUACAGGAAAAGCACGAAUCAUGAUUCUGCUUUCUGUUAGCUUAGGCAGACAUUGGGCCUUCACCUACAAAUUUUUCCUUACCCCAGUGGUUUUGUGUGUGUGUUUUUUUUCUUCCAUAGAAAAGAAUAUAUAAAUUUGUAAAUCCUAAUUCAAAGACGGCUUGUGUGUGAGGGCAUUGAGUUUGAUUUGUUUUCCCUUUGGUCUGGGUUGUGUGGCUUUUGGGAGAUGCGUGUGAGGGGACUAUGUGGUUUUUAGUUUUUUAAAUGUAUAUUUUGGUGCUGUGUAUGGUGAGAGACUUGUUCAUAGUGGAUCAAUGAACCAUCUCUUCUGGGCAGUUUUGUUGAAAAUAAAGGUUUCUCUUUGAUUUCAAGAAUGACCAAAAUGGCCUCUAAAAGGUGUUAAUCAUCUCAAAUGACCUUUUGUCUUUGGGGCAUUCUUCUCCCUGUGUUAGUGGCAGUGGCUUUUUCUGGUACCUGCAGCUAAAAAGGCCACUUGGCCCUGUGCUGAGUGAGCAGCCUUCAUUAGAACGAGGCAGCCCUUGGGCAGUGGGGACGCAGGGCCCCAGCUGGUGGUGUGCGACUGUUGGCGGAAGGAACGCAUGUUCAGCCUCAGUGAUCUGCCCUUCAGCAUCUCGGCAGCAUCUCAUCUUCCAUUGUCAGCCGGCUCUGUGGAUGUCCUGCUUCUGUUCACUCACAGAACUGUCCCCUGCUCCAUGGUGGGCAGGAGGGAAGUGGUGCAGGGCUGUGUGCAUUGCCUGUGAGUCGGGACAGUUGAUGGGCGCAUGGCCAUGUAGCUCUGGGCGCAGAUGUGUUUGGAUUCGUUGCAGCGGACCACGGGCACUGUUGACCCCACUGAGCAGUGCUAAGUGUUGGUUUUGUGGAUGUUCAUGGAAUUGCUGACCCAUCCAAGGGCGUCCUUUGGAGCCAGUGCAGCCUGCAGGUGCAUCUGAGGGGCGAAAUGCUGCUAGCACUUGAAUCUGGGAUCUUGCCUUAUUUUCAAGGAGCAAGGCAUCUUGACAAGCACAGUCUGGGUGUGGUGGCCAGCUGGCCAGUGCCUGAGCCGGUCAGGUCAGCUGCCUCUGAGGGACCAUCCUCACUCCUCACUGAGCUCCUGCGUCCCUUGAGUGUUGAUCACGAGGUGUCCACAGCAUUGUUCUCAUCUCUGAAUGAUGCUGCCUUCUCCGUUGAAGCCUGUCGAAGUUGUGUUUUCAAGCCCUCUACUUCUCUUUCCAGUAGGUAGGAGCUUUUGGCAGUAUUUACUUUUACCUAGAUGGCUUGUGUAAUCCAGUAAGAGAUGCAAAGGUAAAAUUGCUGCAGUUGUUACAGAAACUUGGUGGCCUCCAGACUGACUCAUUGGCUGCCCUUUGGAUUUUGUGAGGAUGCAGUGCUGGGGAGGUGGUGCUUCCCUACCCCCUAGAAAUGCUGCCUUCCAACGACCGCUCUCCCAGAUGUGACCUUCACAAUUAUUUCCUCUGAGGUUUGAGGAUGAAGAUAAGUUGGAGAGAAAGAGAGUAACUAAUAGGUGAUGAAAUAUAGCGGAAGCUAGAAGAAAACUGUUAGGUGAGAGAGAUACAUCUGCAUGUUUUCUUCAACAACAGCAGAUGAUUCAGCAUAUUCCUAAUUACCUUUUACUAUUCGUGUAUAUAAGAUAAUUUACUUGCAUAAUAUAUAAUCAAUUUGAUAUAUUCUUAAAACUAGAGGGUGUGAGAAGCACAGCAAUGGGAAGUCUCUCCACAAACUGGGGGACACGAAUGGGGUCAUCACAUGCCUGGACUGUCACUCUGUGGCUGUCAGGUGAAGUGCUGGUGUUGAUUUCCGGUUCAGCCAGUGGGUAGCUGAUACGCCGGUGCCAGCAUCCAGCGUGAGCAGACAUUGGGGAGACUGGGAAGUCUCCGAAGUUACUGCCGUCCUUCCCUUCGUGUGAGGGGCCACACCUGAUUUUCUCGCGAUCUGUUAGUGGACUGGAGAUCUUCCAAGGAAGUGCUUUGCACGCUUUCUCUCUUUGCUCCUUUUUACAGUCUUUGUCUUUGCAGCAAGCAAAUGAAAUUAAGCCACUUUGGGAUAAUGAGCAUUCAGUAUAAUUCCACUUUGUCUCAUUUUUACUUGGUCUCAUUUUGGAUCUCACUGUUGUGUUUAUAAAAAUGUAGUCACAUUUUACAGAGUAGUUUAUUCUUUUCAUACUUUAUGGUGGAGAGUGCCUUGAAUAAAAAUGUGAGAAUAUUCUGGUACUCUGUGUUCCUGAUGCAUGAAGUUGGGUGAGGAAUAACCCCUAGUCUGGAAUCUUUGUGACGCAUAGGGUUAUUGCAAGGCAAAUGGGAACUAACAGAUCUUGCCAUUUGAAUCAGGGUCUCCGGUUUCUAGAAAAGGCAGACACAGGUUGGGACCAAAGUCUCCAUGGUGCGUGACUGAAGGCUGGUGGUCGUGUGUGUGAGGAGUCCCCGGAAGCCUCGGGGAGGCGGAGCUGCUCUUUCCAUUCCGUCAGGAUAUGAUCUGAAAACAUGUAGAGAAAGAUGAGUUGAGGACAGCUUUUCUAAGGCCAUGUGAUGUCUUUGCUUUCUUGUUUCUAUUUCUGUAUGUUGUUAGUUUGGAAGAGUGGAGGAGCUAGGGGCUCCAGAAAGAAUCUUACACGUGUUGAAGACAUCGAUGUCCUAGGGAGCGUGGAGCUGCAUUCCCUUCUGGGCUAUUACUGCUAAAUCUGAGUGUGAACAGACCGGGCGGAAAGCAUGGUGGCCAAGCGGUCUGUGUGCUUCCCCGCUGAUGGAGAACGUUGCGUUGUUCACAACAGGGCCUCACGGGUGUGGACGCACAGCAGACCCAUGGCUGGUGCAGCUGCCUGUUGCCAUCUGUCUUCAGGAACUGCUGCUCUGUUGACUGUUCUAUUCUGAUACUAUGCGUGUUAUUUUUUAUAACAGGUGUGUUUUUGUUUCAGAAAUAUGUAUUGCUUUUCUCAUAUUUUUUGCAAAUUGUAUUGUCAGCAUUGGUCAUUUAAAGUCCUGUAUGAACCAUAACCUGUUGUGGUACCUUUGUACAUCUUUGAUUCUGUAUACUUUAUCCCAGUGUGGCAUAUGUGCCCCCCAGUAUCUUCUGAGAAGUGCAGAAUAGGUUGCUUCUACUGCCUGUUCUUAAUGUAACAGUAAAAGUUUUCACAUUUUUGUCAGAA
Messenger RNA from Piliocolobus tephrosceles (Ugandan red Colobus), 4643 nucleotides. It is a transcript of the gene GID8, whose product is annotated as GID complex subunit 8 homolog. The coding region runs from base 449 to 1135 and encodes 228 amino acids. The transcript is spliced from 5 exons. Gene Ontology annotation, molecular function: protein binding. NCBI's taxonomy places the organism in Eukaryota, Metazoa, Chordata, Mammalia, Primates, Cercopithecidae. The record is from RefSeq and is a predicted model, not a curated record.